AAGGGGGUGUGGCGCCGUAGGGUCCCACGGGGAGGAGGCGUGGCCUGGGCGGGAUUAAGCAGGCUUGGAGGCGUGCCUGCUGGUGAGGAGGGGGAGUGGUCAGGAAGUCCCCUGGGGCGAGUGGGCGUGACUCAUACUGUUGCGGUGGGGGCGUGGUCUCCGGCGCCGGUGAGGGGGCGUGGCGGCGCGCUGCCGUCAUUCGGGGGGCGGGGACACGCCUAGGUGACGUGUCAGCCUCUGGUUUCUGGUCCGGUUUCUCUGGCUCGGUCCCUGGGGAAGAAGCAUUAUCAGCCCGGGCGGCGGAGGCGGCGGCAGCAGGCAGCAGCGCGGAGGCUCUAUUCCCAAUUUGCCCGCCUCAGGUGAGAUGGCUAUAUGGCAGAGAUGGAGGAGCCCUAGGUGGUCAGAAGACCUGAGUUAAAAGCCAGCUUUGGAAACUUCUAACUGAGUGACCCUGAACAAGUCACUUAACUUUAGUUUGCCACUAUUUCCUCGUCUGUAAAUUGAGGAUAAUAAUACACCUGUUGCCUCUGUGAGGAUCAGAUGAGCUGAUAUUUGAAAAGUGCCUAGGAUAUCUUCUUCCUUUCUCCCUUUGGCACUGUACAACACAAAAAUCUUGAACGUGGAGUGAUAGCCUCGGUAGCCUCGGUGUUUAAAGGGCCAUCGAUGUGACCCCGUCCGAGGUUAUGCGUCUAAAUGAACACGAGGAAACGCUACGGGUCUAAGAACACGGAUCAGGGAGUCUACCUGGGUCUCUCAAAGACACAGGUGCUGCCCCCUGUAGCAGCUGGCAGUGGCAGCGGCGGAGGCGGCAGCACCCCCACCACCACCACUACGCCCCCUUCAUCAGGCCCCCCUCCUGACACCAUGUCCUGUCGAGACCGAACUCAGGAGUUCCUGUCUGCCUGCAAGUCCCUGCAGAGCCGGCAGAAUGGACUCCAGACAAAUCGCACGACAGCCCUCAGUGCUGUCCGGCAGCGCAGCGAGUUCACUCUCAUGGCCAAGCGCAUCGGGAAGGACCUGAGCAACACCUUCGCCAAGCUGGAGAAGCUGACCAUCUUGGCCAAGCGGAAAUCCCUGUUUGAUGAUAAGGCCGUGGAGAUCGAGGAGCUGACCUACAUCAUCAAGCAGGACAUUAACAGCCUCAACAAGCAGAUCGCCCAGCUCCAGGACUUCGUCAGGGCCAAGGGGAGCCAGAGCGGGCGCCACCUGCAGACCCACUCCAACACCAUCGUGGUGUCCCUGCAGUCCAAGCUGGCUUCCAUGUCCAAUGACUUCAAAUCUGUUUUAGAAGUGAGGACAGAGAAUCUGAAGCAGCAGAGGAGUCGUCGGGAGCAGUUUUCCCGUCCGUCCGUGGCAGCUCUUCCCCUUGCUCCCAACCACCUUGGGGGGGGCGCCGUGGUGUUGGGGGCUGAGCCCAGGGCCGCUGGGGAUGUGGCCAUCGACAUGAUGGACUCGAGGACCAGCCAGCAGCUGCAGCUCAUUGAUGAGCAGGAUUCCUAUAUCCAGAGCAGGGCAGACACCAUGCAGAACAUCGAGUCCACCAUCGUGGAGCUGGGCUCCAUCUUCCAGCAGCUGGCACAUAUGGUCAAGGAACAGGAAGAAACCAUCCAGAGGAUCGACGAGAACGUUCUGGGGGCCCAGCUUGAUGUGGAAGCUGCCCAUUCGGAGAUCCUCAAAUAUUUCCAGUCGGUCACUUCCAACCGCUGGCUUAUGGUCAAAAUCUUCCUCAUCCUCAUCGUUUUCUUCAUCAUCUUUGUGGUCUUCCUGGCCUGAGGCUUCCAUGCCUCUUGGGAGGAAUCGUUCCCCUGGAGCCCUGUGGCUGGGCCUCUCCAGGGUGGGGAGAGGGCAGGAGGCCAUCCCUCCACCCCGGUCCUGGGACUGACUGAGCCGGUCUGUGCCCUGUGCCCCCUCCCCACCUGUGUCCUUCUUCUCCUUUGCCCAGACCAAUGUGGCUUUGGACUGCCAUGAAAGGGCAGGGGGGCAGUGCUGCGACAGAGCUCUAGUAGGAGGCUGCCUGGGCCUCUCCUGAGCCUUUUCCUUUGGCUUGGACACCUUCUGCCCCCUGGCCUUCACUGUGGGGGGCUGAGGGCCAGCCCCGAGCUCUCUCCCGACACCCCAGAACCCUCCAGCAGGCUCCCAAUGACUGUGUCAAUUUGCCAAAGGCACUGUCACCCCAAUUUGCCGGAAUUACAGCAAGACAGUCAGCCCUCUCGGCCUUGUCCUCAUUUCGGGGGGAGGGAGUGCCACAGGGGUUGGCCUGCCCGCCCCCCACUCACUGGCACAGUGCCAGGAACCCAGGCUCUGGUGAAGCAUGCCAGGGGAGUGCCUGCUGGGCCCUUUAUCCCUGGCAUUGGCCCCUUCUCUGUGGGCCCAGGAAACCCCAAGGACACUUGGAAUCUGAUGUCUGGGCCCCUGCCUGGGGCGGGGUGGAGGAGGAAGGCUCCCCGGAGCCUCCCUGGGGUUAGCUGUGCCCAGCCUCCUCCAGGCACUGCCUUCUGGGCCCCCCCACUCAGAACGCGCUGGGAGCCUGAAGGGGGCGGCCACACGGCUCUGCCCUCGUUUCUGAUCUUCAGACGUGGCCAAGGCAGGCAGUCCUCACACGGACCCUCCUCAGCGUCCCAGGGACCCUCGAGCUGCCUGCCUUUCCCCAGCCCCCAAAGCAUCUCUUCAGACCGAGUUCCUGCCCGCUGCUGGGGGAGGCUCCAGGGGUCCCCGUGAGCCUGGAUGUUUCUCCCACUCCUGCCGCACCCUGAAGCCAGCGAACCUGCAGCCGGGGGUCCCCACCUCCACGGAGUGUGCCGAGCUCUAGGGCCGCCUCAGUCUCGGACCUUUGACUCCUUUGGGGGGCAGCUGGGAGGUGGCAGGUCUUGGGGGCCACGAUUAGCAUACUGGUCCCAGGCCCCCCAUCCCGCCUGGGCCUCAGGCUCAGAGAGGAUGGGGAGGAGGCCACAGGACCUGGGUUUGAAUCCCCGCUCGCUCCCCGUCCUACAGAUGUGACCUCAGCCCAGUCAAUAAAAAGUUUUCCCGGCA
Monodelphis domestica (gray short-tailed opossum) is the source of this 3030-nucleotide messenger RNA. It is a transcript of the gene STX5, whose product is annotated as syntaxin 5. Gene Ontology annotation, biological process: intracellular protein transport; endoplasmic reticulum to Golgi vesicle-mediated transport; vesicle fusion. Gene Ontology annotation, cellular component: SNARE complex; Golgi membrane; endomembrane system. The record is from RefSeq and is a predicted model, not a curated record. Lineage: Eukaryota; Metazoa; Chordata; Mammalia; Didelphimorphia; Didelphidae. Gene Ontology annotation, molecular function: SNARE binding; SNAP receptor activity.